This is a messenger RNA of Meloidogyne enterolobii, 2754 nucleotides long. The record is from the annotation of a GenBank genome assembly. Lineage: Eukaryota; Metazoa; Nematoda; Chromadorea; Rhabditida; Meloidogynidae.
GGAUUUGUUUUCAAAAAAAUAAUUGGAUUUUUCAUCAAAAUGUUUCAACAACAACAACAACCAAAUGUUGAAAAUUGGAAUUGGCAAUCUAAUGUUCGUAUGGAAUGGUUUAGUCAAUGGAUGGAUGGGGAAGGUCAAAAUCGUUUCAGAGUUGUUGUUAAUGGUUCUGGAUAUUGUAUUCUUCACUGUGCCGCCAGGGACGAGGAAGGCAUCUACAUUUGCGGCCGUAGGCUUAGAGCCGAAUUUACGGGAAAUACUAUUGACUUAUACAAUAAUGGUAUUCCGCAUGAUGUUUUUCACCCUGCCCACUGGUGACUAUCGAAGUGACUAGUGGGUGGGGUGUUAAGUGCCGCCAUUAUUGGCUAGGGGAUGGGGCGGAUUAUUCAAAUUUACCUUAAGUAUUGGGAAAAUCAUUUUUCUGUUUUUUUCUUUUUUCGAUUAACUUUUGCCCCUCCCCAAACGGAACAUUUUUAAAACUGUUACGUGUAUUUUUGUUUUCUUUUGAAUCUCUUCAUUUUCGGCCCUCAGUUCUGUCUUUGAUUUUUUGGUUUUGGUCUUUGUCUUUUUCCUCGGUCUCGGGUUCCGGGUAUUGGUUAUGGCGGCACUUUAUACAGUCGGAUCUCACAUUUAUAUACCCCCAGAAUUAUAAAUCCUCAAUUUUAUAUUUUUGGUUAAUCGGCGGAAAGAACUGCUUAAGCGAUACCUUUUUAUAUAUGUACAGGGGAUGGGAUGGGUUGAGAAGUUGGGUGGUUUUCAAAAUUUUCUUCCGUUCGGAUUUCGGGUUGACAAAAAAUUUCGGGUCGUUUGGGGUUUUCAGCUUUAAGGAGUAUAUAAAUGUGAGAUCUGAUUGUGUAUUCUUUGGCUUAUUAUUUAUUUUUUGGUUUAUUUAAUAUUGUCUGCUUUAUUUUUUUGGUUUAUUUUUUUGUUUUUUUGAAUUCAACCCUCUAUUAACGUACUUUUAAUUGAGUUGAAUGAUAUUUCUUUGUCAUAAUAAUUCUUUUUACGUCCUAUUUUGUUUUUACGGUUUUUUUUCAUUUUCUUCUGAUGCUCGUUUUAACAACGAUAUUGAUGGGAUUAGAGUAUUUACUAGACGGUCUACUUCUUUACUUUCACCAAUCCAAGAUGCAUCAAAAUCUGUCCUAGGGUUGGGAAGUAAUGAACCUGGAGCUUUACUUUAUGGAUCUGCUGUAAAAUUGGAACAAAAAAGUCAUUCAUCUUAUGAAUUUAUUCGUUCAAUAAAUCCAGAGGAUAUGAAUAUAGCUGUAGAUCAAUGUUUAUCAGUUGCUGCACACCAUUUUGACUCAAAAUUACAAAAACAACUUUUAAAGGCAGCUUCAAUAGGAAUGCGUAGAUGUCAAAGACCUUAUGAUGCUGAUAAAUUUGUUCGUAUUUGUCGUCUUCUUCGUGUUUUAAAUGCUCUUCGACUUAUGGGAAUUCCUUUAACAUUUACUCAAUUAGAAGAACUUUCCCCAGCUUCAAUUGUUGAUCGUUUAGUUGUUUUGGGUCAUUGGCCUAUGGCUGUAAAGCUUUGUGAAUUUUUGGAAAUUAAUUCAAAAGAAGGUGUUUACAAAGUUAUUGCACAUUGGUGUUUGGCUAUGAUGACUACUUUUAAAGAACAAAAUAGAGAUUCUGAAAGUGCCAAUGCUCAUAAAAUCGCAGAACUUGCACAACGUUUAAUUUCCCGUUUGCGCCAAUAUCCGGCCAUUAGCUAUGCGGACGUUGCUGAAAUGGCCUCCCGCCAAGGAUUGCCAGCAUUAGCUGAAAUUUUACUUGAUUUGGAGACAAAUGUAAGCAGACAAGUGACUGCAAUGCUAAAAUUAAAACAAUUGGAGAAGGCGUUACAAAGGGCGGGACAAAGUCAGCAACCUGAUUUGAUGCAUCUUGUUUUGAGGCAUUUACGAAGCAAUAUGAGUGGAUUGGAAAGCGAGAUUCGAGAUGAAGCCCCAGACCGUUUAUUAGCUUUAUACGAACAAAGUGAUGAUUUUAUUCGGCAAGCACUUUUAUAUCUAAACAAAGCAGAACAAUCUAGUGCCGAUGUUUUUGAUUCUUCCAAAACAACAGAAUUUUUGUUUAAAGCUGAAAAAGCUUUGAAAAAUAUGAAAGAAACACAAACAGCUCAAUUAAUUGGUGAAAAUGCUCAAUUAAUUAUAGAAAAUGUUAAAAGGGAGGAAAAGUUUGGUACUUCAUUAUCACAUUUAUCUGUUCGGAACACUUUUAUUUGGGCUGUUGAACACGACGAACUUGCAAUAAUGGAUCAAUUAAGAAAACAACACAGACUUGUUGAUAAACAAGUUUUCCUUUGGACAAUUGAAGGAUUUGCUCGUGCCGGUAAAUGGCAACAAUUGGAACAAUAUGCACGGUCAAGAAAGAGCCCAAUAGGAUUUUUGGUUAUGUGUUGGUAUUAUUCACUCUCUCGCUUUUUGUCUAACCAUUAUUCGGAAAAGAGGGAUUCCCUUAUUUUACGAUAAGGUUAAAAUUCAGGGUUGUGUCGUAAGUGAUUUUAAAAAAGCGAAAAACAAAAGUCCAAAAAGGUGAACUUCGGCGGAAGGCGAAAAAUGAAUGGUGAAACUGGCACCCGCGCUAAUGACCUACGCUUUGCCAUUAAGUUUGUUGGCAAAACGUGGGUUUAUAGACUUAUUGGUAGGUAUUUGGGAGGUAUUUGGUAGGUAGGUGAAGCCUUAUUGAUAGGUAGCAAAACGUGGUUUAUAGCCUUAUUUGGUAGGUAUUUGGUAGGGGGGCAUUGAAUGUAAUUUU